AGAGGCCGAGGCGCCAUUUUACCGAAGAGCCGCGACAGCACGCCAGGCAUGCAGAAAAUAGGUGCUUUUUAAAAGUGUGCGGUUCCCCCCUCCCCCCCUUUACUAACUGCACAUCUAUUGAUUUGUGUCCUUGGUGCGCGGUCUCAAGUAGUCAAAAAUGUCUUCAGAAGGAACAUCCGACCAGGCGGCGGAAUAUAUCCCCGAAAAGGUGAAAAAGGCAGAGAAGAAGUUGGAGGAAAACCCAUAUGACCUUGACGCUUGGAGCAUUCUGAUUCGAGAAGCACAGAAUCAACCUAUAGACAAAGCAAGGAAGACAUAUGAACGACUUGUCGCCCAGUUCCCAAGUUCUGGCAGAUUCUGGAAGCUGUACAUUGAAGCGGAGAUCAAGGCUAAAAACUAUGACAAAGUUGAAAAGCUGUUUCAAAGAUGCCUCAUGAAAGUGCUGCAUAUUGAUCUGUGGAAGUGCUACCUUUCGUACGUUCGAGAGACCAAAGGCAAACUGCCAAGCUAUAAAGAAAAGAUGGCUCAGGCGUAUGAUUUUGCCUUGGAUAAGAUUGGAAUGGAGAUCAUGUCAUAUCAGAUAUGGGUCGACUACAUCAAUUUCCUGAAAGGAGUUGAGGCGGUGGGCUCAUAUGCAGAGAACCAACGAAUCACGGCCGUGCGGAGGGUCUACCAGAGGGGCUGCGUCAACCCCAUGAUCAACAUUGAACAGCUGUGGAGGGAUUACAGCAAGUACGAGGAGGGUAUCAAUGUGCACCUGGCAAAGAAAAUGAUUGAGGACCGCAGCAGGGAUUAUAUGAAUGCCCGAAGAGUGGCUAAGGAGUAUGAAACUGUGAUGAAAGGCCUGGAUAGGAAUGCCCCCUCAGUCCCUCCUCAGAACACCCCUCAGGAGGCCCAGCAGGUGGAGAUGUGGAAGAAGUACAUCCAGUGGGAGAAAAGUAACCCCUUGCGCACUGAAGAUCAGACUCUCAUCACCAAGAGGGUAAUGUUUGCCUAUGAGCAGUGCCUCCUGGUCCUGGGCCACCACCCAGAUGUCUGGUAUGAAGCAGCGCAGUACUUGGAGCAGUCCAGCAAACUGCUGGCCGAGAAAGGGGACAUGAACAACGCCAAGCUGUUCAGCGAUGAGGCCGCCAACAUUUACGAGCGCGCCAUUGGCAACCUGCUGAAGAAGAACAUGCUGCUCUACUUUGCCUUUGCUGACUACGAGGAGAGCCGGAUGAAGCACGAGAAGGUGCACAGCAUAUACAACCGCCUGCUGGCCAUAGAAGACAUUGACCCCACACUGGUUUACAUUCAGUAUAUGAAGUUUGCAAGGAGAGCAGAAGGCAUCAAGUCAGGGAGGACAAUCUUCAAGAAGGCGCGAGAGGAUGCGCGGACGCGGCACCACGUGUAUGUGUCCGCUGCUCUCAUGGAGUAUUACUGCAGUAAGGACAAAUCGGUGGCCUUUAAGAUAUUUGAACUUGGCUUGAAGAAAUACGGAGAUGUACCAGAAUACAUUCUGGCAUACAUUGAUUACCUCUCCCACCUAAAUGAAGACAACAACACCAGAGUUCUGUUUGAGAGAGUUUUGACGUCUGGAAGCCUAUCUCCUGAGAAGUCCGGGGAAGUCUGGGCUCGGUUCCUGGCCUUCGAGAGCAACAUUGGCGAUCUAGCAAGUAUCCUAAAAGUAGAGAGGAGGCGCUUCACAGCUUUCAAAGAGGAGUAUGAGGGCAAGGAGACGGCUCUGCUGGUGGACAGAUACAAAUUCAUGGACCUCUACCCGUGUUCUGCCAGCGAGCUCAAAGCUCUGGGUUACAAGGAUGUGUCCCGUGCCAAACUGGCCUCUCUCAUUCCGGAAGCAGUGGUGACUCCCUCUGUACCCACUCUCAAAGAUGAAGCAGACCGGAAACCGGAGUACCCCAAACCUGACACUAAUCAGAUGAUUCCUUUCCAGCCCCGACAUCUGGCCCCUCCUGGAUUGCACCCUGUGCCCGGAGGGGUGUUUCCUGUGCCGCCUGCUGCUGUUGUCCUCAUGAAGCUGCUGCCUCCACCUGUCUGCUUUACGGGUCCUUUUGUUCAGGUGGAUGAGCUGAUGGAGACUUUCAGGAGAUGCACGCUUCCAGAGACGGUGGACGCUGCUGUGGAGAUGAUCACAGGGAGACAACCGGAGCUGUCCAGCGAGGGCAACGGCCCAGUGGAGAACAACACCAUCACCAACAAAGCCUUGAAGAGGCCCAAUGCUGACUCUGAUGAGGAGGAAGAGAAGGGUACAGCAGCGCCACCUGUGCACGACAUCUACAGGGCGCGACAGCAGAAGAGGAUACGGUGAGCUGAAGGGAGCUUAGUGCCCCCAGCCCCUCUCUCUGUGCCAUGGUGUGUCUCGAGGACUUUGGCCUCUACUGUCUCCUGAGGACUUCUGUAAAACGCAGAGGCUGUGUCUCAAACGUGUACAGACCCACUGAGAGAGAGGGACCACUGGCAGCACACAUCUCUUGUUGCCCGAGACAGGAGUCUCAUAGGUGAUGAUUACUUGACAAGGACAUUUGAUUCAGCCUCUAUACGCUGUUCUUUGCAUCAAGUCUUCGGUUUUUGUUUUCUUUUUUUAACCAUUUCUUUUUAAGAAUUUCGUGGCUUAUUCUGUAAAGUUUUUAAAUGAUACACCUUGGUUUGACAGAGCAAUGGAAGUCUACCAUGUGUAGUUCAAUUACUGGUGGCAAGAUUGUUCUUUCUCUGACAAAUAGAGUAAACUCAGUUCCUUCCAAUAAAAUGGGAAAAAAA
Messenger RNA from Scleropages formosus (Asian bonytongue), 2757 nucleotides. It is a transcript of the gene cstf3, whose product is annotated as cleavage stimulation factor, 3' pre-RNA, subunit 3. The record is from RefSeq and is a predicted model, not a curated record. Lineage: Eukaryota; Metazoa; Chordata; Actinopteri; Osteoglossiformes; Osteoglossidae. Gene Ontology annotation, cellular component: nucleus. The transcript is spliced from 21 exons. The coding region runs from base 158 to 2308 and encodes 716 amino acids. Gene Ontology annotation, biological process: mRNA 3'-end processing. Gene Ontology annotation, molecular function: protein binding; mRNA binding.